Rhipicephalus sanguineus (brown dog tick) is the source of this 3869-nucleotide messenger RNA. Its product is annotated as thioredoxin-related transmembrane protein 2 homolog. Lineage: Eukaryota; Metazoa; Arthropoda; Arachnida; Ixodida; Ixodidae. The coding region runs from base 92 to 994 and encodes 300 amino acids. The transcript has 2 exons. Gene Ontology annotation, molecular function: oxidoreductase activity, acting on a sulfur group of donors, disulfide as acceptor. The record is from RefSeq and is a predicted model, not a curated record. Gene Ontology annotation, cellular component: cytoplasm.
UCUGUGGUAUAGUCACCACUCUACUUGCGGUCGUUGUUCCAGCCAGGUCGAACAGCGGUCGUUGCAAGCGUACUGUAGACCGUAGUAGUACAUGUACGUACCUCUCUGUGGAAAUCUCGAAGGCUGUCCUUGGCGCCGAGAAGCAAAACGGGUCUGCACCGCCUGUGAGCUCAGCAGUACGGUAGCCAUGGCGCUUGUGACGGUUGCCGAGCUGCGGCGUCUGCUGCACCCGCAUUACCUGGUGAACCUGCUUCUGGCGGCAUGCUUCCCCGUGCUUCGGUUAGUGCGGCCGUUCUGCGAUGUGCUGUUCCCGGGCGGCGAUUGCCAGCUGGACUUCAGGGAGACCGAGAUCCUCACGUUCGUGGCCGUCGUGGUGCUCUUCCGAACGCGCAAGACGGGCGUGGUGCGCCUGGUGCCGUAUCUGAGCACGGCGUGCAUGUAUGCCAAGGUGGCUGGCCUGCUACUCUUCUUCUACUGGGACCCACGGCUAGGCCUGGUGUACGGUGCACUGUGCCUGCUGCAGCUGCUGGUGCUACCUGAGCCGCCGGCUUACGGCGGGCCCGACCCCGUUUUGUACUUGGAUGCAGAGAGCUUCCGUGAGCAAGUGCAGCGCGGCGACCGGCGAGUCACCUGGCUUGUCGCCUUCUAUGCACUGUGGAGCCCCACCUGUGUUCAGAUGGCACCGGUGUUUGCCCAGCUGGCGACGCGCUACGCGCUCGACAACCUGCGCUUUGCGAAGCUGGACGUGACUCGCUUCCCAGACUUGGCGCACGAGCAUCACAUCAGCACGGCGGCGCUGAGCCGCCAGCUUCCCACGGUGCUGCUUUUCCGGGCCGGUCACCUGGUGGCACGGCGACCAGACGCUCAAAGUGGCAAGCUGGUGCCAUUCGCAUUCACCGAGGAAAACAUGGCAGCUGCCUUCGACCUCAAUAAUCUGCACCAGGAGUGCCGCCAGAACCCAAUCCGCAAGAAAGUGGCAGGCAAGCAGAGCUGAGCUCUCAAAGCGGACCUGUCGGCUGCUUGCAAAUUGCAUUGGCUCUCCGUGCAGCGUAGAACAUCCACAGUCACACUAAGAAGUGUGUGUGCCAUGCACAUGGUUAAUAAGUGCUUUGUGUACCAGAGAAUGAAUGCAAGAAGCUAGUCAGUAGGUAGCGAGUUGAUGAGGUAGCGAGUCAUGAAUAUCAGAUGCUAGGUGUGAGACGAUGUCAGCCACUGCUUCAGGUAUUGUUUUCGACGUCAUUUUAGACGUGCAUGCUGGCAUCUGUACUUGCUGUUUGAAAUGAGCAUUCUUUGGUACAACAAAUUGCUACAUCAUCAGCUACCCAGAGGUCCGCAUAUGGAGGAAACACUGGAUUUGUGUUAUAGUAGCACAGGUUACUGCUCCAGCUAUAAAAGUCUGCAGGCUACUUCAAAAAUUAUGGCAUGACAGAUUAUUUGCAUUUUUGCACACUUUAGUUGAAGGAACCGUGGAAUGUAAAGCUUAGUUUUGCUUGGACAUUCAUCUGAUGUUGCCAGAACUCUAUCUGUUCUCUCUAUUCAGGGCAAUUUUCUAUAUAAAAAAGAAGUUGCUAUCAUUGCAUUUCUGUGUAUCUGUGUAUUAAAAUUAGUAUAAUCAGCUUGCCAAAUAUUGGGUUAACUACAGAUCAUUGAGAGAGGCCUUUUUCCUGCAGUGGCCCUAAGUAGGCUGAGAAUGAUAAUGAUAUGACAACAAAAGGCAAACAAUAGGGACUUUUAGCUUGUACGUAUACUUUUUAACAUUACCGGAAUACCGGAUUACGUUUACCGUGUUACCAGAAGGCAUGUUUUAGAAAAGUUUUAGCUCGCCAUACAUAAAUGUUUACGUACGCACGUAAACGUAUACCCUUAUGCAGUGAUUCCACUCCUGCGCCAACUGCGCCAAAGUGCGCCAAAUUGUAUUUACUGCGCCAUCCUGAUAAUAUCGACGAAAAUUGCGCCAAACUGCGCCAAAGUCUCGGGUUUGGGGGCGUCUAUCACCGGCAAUCGCACGGCCGGCGUGUCAGAACAUGUGCAGCUUGAGGUCCAUUCGUUUCACCUGCACUUCGUGAACCGGUUCACGGUGGCGCUGCACUCUGGCAUUCGUUUCACGAGUUCAACAUGGCGGCGUCGGCACCGCGGUAUUCGUUUCGAAACAGUGCAGCCGUCGUGCAAGACCAGUUCACGAAUUCCCUGCACUUACUCGUGAGGUAGUGCCGAGUCCGUGCAGCACAAGAUGGCUGUACCCGCAGCAGACGACGCAGCCGACUGCAUUCGUGGCUAUUUUAACGGCGCCCAACGAAUACUUCAGUGAAUGUUUUCCGGUAGUUUGAAAUGCCAGGCAGUGUAAGCGGCGGCCACUUUUACGAAUCACAACCUCCACAGUUCGCGAGACAGCCGACCGUAGCAGAGGGCUUGCACGACAUCUGCACUCUGGUAUUCGUUUUGGCAUCUCGUUGCUGCUGCACCUUCUGAAACGUUCCCUGCACAUGCCCUGCACGACGACGGAACUCAGACGUCACCAUCAUGAACCAGUUCAGGUAGUGCAGGGUGAAUCGAAUGGACCUUUGAUCUUGGGACUGCCAAAGUCACAACCAUGGACCAAGAAUUAUUCCGCUGAAUAAAUAGCGCUCGCGCAUGCGUCCCAAAUAAGCCACGAUGCCAUGCACGGUGCCGACGCAGCUUCUGUUCUGCAAGUCGGCUCGACAGCAAAACGCGCUCUCCGCAGAGGCUCGUGACGUCUAGGCCUAUCGGUAGCGAGAAAGUGCAACGGGGAUUCAUCGGCGGACGUCGUCUGUUCUAGAAACGCUGCUGAUAGCUCGUUUCAAGCGUCGCACGGCACAUAAGGAAAGCAAUGUUCAGUAAUAACUUCUACAUGUGUGCUGCUAAAAUGUCUGUCACUUCUGUUUCCGGACAUCGCGGAAUGAAAUCUGGGAUCGCUAGCAGUAUAUAUAUGGAACAAUAUCGAAUUUUCCUUGCUUCGCGUUUAUGGAGGAGCACGCGAACGGUGGAAAUGCGUUCACACUUUUCCUCAGACAUAGGCGUGCGCACAGGGGGGGCGGCCGCCCCCCCCCCAAUAACCUAAAAGGGGGGGCGCAAAAUCUGCCCCAUACAUUGACCCCCAUAGUCACCUAAGAGGGGGAGGGGACGCAAAAUCUGUCUCGUCCAUUGACUUACGAGGGGCUAGAAUUUUACUCGCGGCUAGAAUGCGCGUAGUGAUGUUAUUAAUUUGGUCUUUAUACAGAAAAUUACGGCAAUGGCGACGGCAAAAAUCCGCGGAGAGCGUCCGUAUAAUUGUUAUCACAAUAAACAUUAAAAAAAGUUGAGGAGCCAUUUCACUCUGUGAAGUGGAUGAUAAGCGAAGCUGUUUCGCGCAUGGCAAGGAGGUGACAUGGUGGAGGACAGUUUGGUAUGUAAGGCGAGGUUGUUAACGUUCAACACGCAAUAUUAAUGCGAAAGCAUCAGAUGCUUUAUCAAACACGAAAAUUGACCGUCGGCGGCGUCAAUCGAUUGAUGCAAAAAAUCAUCAUGUGAUGGCGUCAUCAUCACGUCAUAUAUCGUGAUGUCACGUGAUGACUCCAUCACGACAUCGUCGCUUUACACUGCUUCCAUAAUCGGUGCGCCGAUCAUGGAGCUAGCGCAAAACCAGGUGAGGUGCAGAUAGCUUGCAGAAAAGGAGGAGGAGGAUCAACCCGUCGAUCGAGAAGAAAAAGAACCUGGCUUUCGCCUUGGAGUUUUCUUAGGGGAAUGCAUUAGGGACAGUGUGGCUCUUUGGCAUUGAGGCACUGCUGUACAUCACGGCGUUUGUCUACAAUGUCUGCUGAUAACCACAUAGAUGUAUUUGAGUGUUAUUUCAUAAAGUGCAAUUUUAUUGA